AGCGUGGCAGAGAGCAUGCUGGAUGUGGCCCUCUUUGUGUCUAACGCCACGCAGCUGAAAGUGGUGCUGGAGCAGGGGCCGUCCUCUCUUCACUACACCACCCUCGUCACCCUCAUCAGCAUCUCUCUGCUCCUGCAGGUGGUCAUUGGAAUCCUCCUCAUGGUCAUUGCUCGACUGAACCUCAACGAGGUAGAAAAGCAGUGGCGACUAAACCAGCUCAACAAUGCAGCCACCAUCUUGGUCUUCAUCACCGUCAUCAUCAACGUCUUCAUCACGGCCUUCGGGGCACAUAAGACUGGGUUCCUGGCUGCCAGGACCUCAAGGACCCCUCUCUGA
This is a messenger RNA of Eubalaena glacialis (North Atlantic right whale), 336 nucleotides long. It is a transcript of the gene NINJ2, whose product is annotated as ninjurin 2. Gene Ontology annotation, cellular component: membrane. The record is from RefSeq and is a predicted model, not a curated record. Bases 16 to 336 code for a protein of 106 amino acids. Lineage: Eukaryota; Metazoa; Chordata; Mammalia; Artiodactyla; Balaenidae. The transcript has 2 exons. Gene Ontology annotation, biological process: cell adhesion; tissue regeneration.